Cyprinodon tularosa is the source of this 5606-nucleotide messenger RNA. RefSeq names its product THO complex 2 (gene thoc2). Gene Ontology annotation, molecular function: mRNA binding. Gene Ontology annotation, biological process: mRNA export from nucleus; mRNA processing. Gene Ontology annotation, cellular component: THO complex part of transcription export complex. The transcript has 39 exons. The record is from RefSeq and is a predicted model, not a curated record. Bases 92 to 4753 code for a protein of 1553 amino acids. NCBI's taxonomy places the organism in Eukaryota, Metazoa, Chordata, Actinopteri, Cyprinodontiformes, Cyprinodontidae.
GCAGGGGGCUAGCAGCGGCGGCUAACCACCACAUUUGACCCUGUAGUGUGCCAUGAUGCUUAACUAGACAUCCGGGCAGUGUAUAUGGAAGAUGGCGACACUCAUCCUCCCUGGCGAAUGGAUCAAAAACUGGGAAAAAUCAGGAAAACACGAGUUUGUGCAACUCUGCAAAGAGCUAAUAGAGAAAACAGAUCAUGGAAAAGAUGUUAAAGAUUUUCAGGCUGCUCUCUAUGAGAUCUGUUCACAGGUUGUCCAGGGUAACCUGAAGAUUGAUCUGGUCUCUACUGUCCUCGGGGAAAUGAUGGAACUCCGAGAGGAUUUGCCAUCAAUUUUAGCAGAUGUGUUCUGUAUACUAGAUUUAGAAACUGGUGCACUAGAAGAGAAGAACAAACGGGACCAAUAUACUCAUUUAGUAGGAGCCUGUUUGUCUUAUGUACCAGAGGCCAUCCUGAAGGAACGUCUGGACCCAGAAACCCUGGAAUCACUCGGGCUGAUAAAACAAGCUCAUCAGUUUAAUCAGAAGAUUGUAAAAAUCAAGACUAAGCUUUUUUACAAACAGCAGAAGUUUAACCUGCUGAGGGAGGAGAACGAGGGCUACGCCAAGCUGAUCAGCGAGCUCGGCCAGGACCUGUCGGGGAAUAUCACCAGCAACCUUGUCCUUGAGAGUAUAAAGUCCCUCAUAGGCUGCUUCAACCUAGACCCCAAUCGUGUUUUGGACAUCAUCUUGGAGGUGUACGAGAGCCGCUCUGACCAGGAUGAGUUCUUUCUGUCCCUCAUCAAGUCCUACAUGUGUGAGCCAGUCACCCUAUGCCACAUUCUGGGCUUUAAGUUCAAGUUCUACCAGGAGCCCAAUGAGGAAACCCCAAAGUCACUUUAUCACAUUGCUGCUGCUCUCCUGCACCAUAACCUUAUAGAGCUGGAGGAUCUCUAUGUGCAUCUCAUGCCAGUAGACUCCACCAUAGUGGAGGAACACAAACGAGAGAUUUCAGAAGCCAAGCAAGUCGCACGCAAGCUGGUUACGGUGGUUCUGCCGUCGGAGAAAACUGAAGACAAGGAGAAGGAUAAAGAAAAGGAAGAGGAGAAGAAUGACAAGCCACCUGAUAACCAGAAGCUCGGCCUUUUGGAGGCACUACUCAGGAUUGGAGAUUGGCACCACGCCCAGAGUAUUAUGGACCAGAUGCCUUCUUUUUACGCUGCUUCUCACAAGACCAUAGCGCUGCCGCUUUGCCGACUUGUACACCUGACUGUAGAGCCUCUUUAUAGAAGAGCUGGCGUCCCAAAAGGAGCAAAGGGCUGUGCGAUGCAACCCCUGAACAACACGCGGGCUCCUCAGCCCACAGAGACCUUCGAGGAUCUUCGUAGAGACACGUUCAGCAUGCUCUGCUACCUGGGCCCUCACCUCUCCCACGAUCCCAUCCUCUUUGCCAAGAUCAUUCGUUUGGGCAAAGCCUUUAUGAAAGAGUAUCAAACUGAUAGCAGAACUGAAGUGAAAGAUAAGAUGGAUGUGUUGUUGAGCUGUUUCCUAAGCAUCGCCGAUCAGGUGCUGCUGCCCUCUCUUUCUGUAAUGGAGUGCAACGCCUGCAUGUCUGAGGAGCUCUGGGGACUGUUUAAACUCUUUCCCUACCAGCACAGGUACCGGCUCUAUGGACAGUGGAAGAAUGAGACGUAUUCUGGACAUCCACUGUUGGUUAAAGUGAAAGCCCAGACUGUGGAAAGAGCCAAAUACAUUAUGAAACGCUUGACCAAAGAGAACGUAAAACAGUCUGGGAGGCAGAUUGGCAAACUGAGCCACAGCAAUCCCACCAUCGUCUUCGAUUAUAUGUUGUCUCAGAUCCAGUGGUAUGACAACCUGAUCGUUCCAGUGGUGGACUCGUUAAAAUUCCUCACGUCUCUCAACUACGACGUCCUGGCCUAUUGCAUUAUCGAAGCUCUGGCCAAUCCGGAGAAGGAGAAGAUGAAACAUGACGACACUACUAUCUCCUCAUGGCUCCAGAGUUUGGCGAGUCUGUGUGGAGCCGUGUUCAGAAAAUACCCGAUUGAGUUGGCCGGCCUCCUGCAGUACGUCACCAACCAGCUAAAGGCUGGGAAAAGUUUUGACCUGCUGAUCCUGAAGGAGGUGCUGCAGAAAAUGGCUGGCAUCGAGAUCACAGACGAGAUGACCUCAGAGCAGUUGGAGGCCAUGACGGGAGGGGAGCAGCUAAAAGCUGAGGGUGGAUACUUCGGCCAGAUCAGGAACACGAAAAAAUCCUCCCAGCGCCUGAAGGACGCCCUGCUAGAUCAUGAGCUGGCGCUGCCGCUGUGUUUACUCAUGGCCCAACAGCGAAACGGAGUCGUUUUCCUGGAGGGCGGAGAGAAGCAUCUGAAACUCGUGGGGCAUCUCUAUGACCAGUGUCACGACACGCUGCUGCAGUUUGGCGGCUUUUUGGCCUCCAACCUCAGCACAGAAGACUACAUCAAGCGAGUUCCCUCCAUCGACAUCCUGUGCAACCAGUUCCACACCCCACAUGACGCCGCCUUCCUCCUGUCCCGCCCCAUGUACGCACAUCAGAUUUUGUCGAAAUACGACGAGCUAAAGAAAGCCGAAAAAGGAAACCGGCAGCAGCAGAAGGUCCACAAGUACGUGGCAGCGUGUGAGCAGGUGAUGGCGCCGGUGCACGAGGCUGUGGUCUCCCUCCAUCCGGCCAGGGUGUGGGAUGACCUGCGGCCUCAGUUCUACGCUACCUUCUGGUCCCUCACCAUGUACGAUCUGGCCGUGCCGCACGCUGCCUAUGACCGGGAGGUGAACAAGCUGAAGGUGCAGAUCACAGCCAUCGAGGACAACCCUGAGAUACCGAUGAACAAGAAGAAGAAGGAGAAGGAACGCUGCACUGCGCUGCAGGAAAAGCUACAGGAGGAAGAGAAGAAGCAGAUGGAACACGUCCAAAGAGUUCUGCACCGUCUGAAACUUGAAAAGGACAGCUGGUUGAUGACCAAAUCCACAAAGAACGAGACCAUAACCAAGUUCCUGCAACUCUGCCUGUUCCCUCGCUGCAUCUUCUCCUCCAUCGACGCCGUGUACUGUGCCCGCUUUGUCGAGCUGGUCCACCAGCAGAAAACACCAAACUUCUGCACUCUCCUCUGCUAUGACCGGGUGUUCUCUGCCAUCAUUUACACCGUGGCCAGCUGCACGGAGAACGAGUCCCACCGCUACGGGCGCUUCCUCUGCUGCAUGUUGGAAACAGUGACCCGAUGGCACAGCGACCGCGCCAUCUAUGAGAAGGAGUGUGUGAAUUACCCCGGCUUCCUGACCAUCUUCAGAGCAGCAGGCAUUGACGGAGGGAACAAAGCAGAUCAGCUGGAUUACGAGAACUUCAGACAUGUGGUCCAUAAAUGGCACUACAUGCUGACUAAAGCAUCGGUCCACUGCCUGGAAACAGGGGAUUACACCCACAUCCGAAACAUUCUGAUCGUGCUGACCAAGAUCCUACCCUGCUACCCAAAGGUCCUGAACCUGGGCCAAGCGCUGGAGGCCCGCGUCCACAAGAUCUGCCUGGAAGAGAAGGACAAGAGGCCAGACCUCUAUGCCUUAGCGAUGGGUUACUCAGGUCGGUUGAAAAGCCAGAAGGUGCACAUGGUCCCAGAGAACGAGUUCCACCACAAGGACCAGCCAGCCCGCAGCGCCACACCGGCGAGUCAGCAGAACGGGCCUGGAAGCACCGGCAAACCCGCCGCCAACGCCAGCAAGACUGAGGAGGGGUUGUCAGAGGAUGGGGAUCGGGGCAAAGAUAAAUCUCAGGGUACCACGAAGCCGGUGAACAAAGCCAACAGUACAGCAGGCAAAGUGACCACCAGCAACGGAAACGGUGCUCUCAACAGCACCAAAGUUGUCAAAGAUGACAAAGAGCGUAGCGUGAAGGAGAAAAAAGAGAAGAAGGAAAAGACACCAGGUAGCACUCCAGAGAACCGCAGAGAAAAGCAGAGAGACGAAAGAGCAGGAAAGGAGGAGCGAGUGGCACGCGAGGGUAAGGAGAAGACCCCGAAAGCAGACAGGGAGAAAAUCAAGCCGGAGGAGAAGGUCAUGAAAGACGACAAGGCCAAGGCCGGAAACGGGGAGUCCCUGGAACCAGCCAGAGAGCGCGACGCCGUCAAGGAGUCCAAAAGCAAGGAGAAAGGAGACAGGAUCACUGCGACCACGACCCUUAAGUCACCAAACCCGAGAUCGGAGUCGGCUGAAUCUGAGAGGGAUCACAAAAGGCGAAAGCUCGACAGUCACUCAUCCCCGUCCCACUCCUCAUCUGUUAAGGACAGUAGCAACGAACUCAAGGAGUCUGCAUCCAAGCAGCACCACAUCAACUUUAAUUCAGUUGCCCGGUCCAAGAGCAGAGAGAGGGAAGUGGAGAAGAACGACACAGAGAACUCACAAGGCCGAUCCAAAGAGAAGAAGGAGGAAAAGGAGCGGAAGGAAAGGAAACGAGAUCACAACAUCAACGACCGCGAGGCGAGCCAAGAGUCCAAACGGAGAAAGGACGAGAACGGCACCAAUUCCGCCAGAAACAGCCAGAGUCCUUCCUGUGACUCUUCUCUGUCCCCAGAGAAAGAGAAGAGCAAAAGAUCCAAAUCCUCCAGCAAGGAGAAGGCGGAGUCUGUGAAACAAGAGAGAACCUCUGGAGGAAAGAAGGAGUCCAGACAUGAUAAAGAGAAGAAGGAGAAGAGGGAGAGCGGCGCAGGGAAGGAGGAGAAAAAACACCAUAAAUCGGCUGACAAGCACAGAUAAUUUGCACUAAUCAGUGAAGCAGAAAAGGAUAAGCUUUGCUUUUAUCUGCAAGACCUCCACACCUCCAUCUGUACCAUGUCGACUUUCAUUCUUGUUUCCAAUGUUGUUGUUUUUUUUCUUUUCCACGACUAUGUAAUUUAUCUCCUGAUUAUUUCUUCCUGUUUGCGAUGUAAACCAGCUGGAUAAAAUAUUGGUCCUCAUUUUUUAGAGAUAUUAAAUAGUUCAGUAUGGGCACCAGGUGCUGCUGUAAUCACAGUGUUACUCUUACCAGGAAUGUGGUUCCAGUUUGAAAUGAUCCUUUGGUACCAAACGGUCAUGGAUUCAUUAGUCUCAUGUAUUUUUGUUUGUUUUUUUUGUACAUUGUAAGGCCUUCCUUUUCUUCUUGCUUGUUUUAUUGAAUAGAACCUGCUUUUCCAUGCCCGCUCACCUCAUAUCCUUUUGAGAUACUUGGAUCCUUUUUAUUUAUUUAUCUCCUUUUAAUCUAGAUAGGACGGCGAGCAUAAGUGAGGAAAAAAUACUUAGGACCAGUUUGUAUAUUGUGUACAAUAAUAAAAAGCGUGACAUGAAAUUCACAUCAUGUUAUUUCAUUUUUUUCCCAUGUCCCAUACAAGUUCUCCUGUGAAUUUGUGUUAAUCAGGUUUUUACAUAAUUUAUAAAAAAAAAAAAUAAAUUGUCCGUUGAGCUUUGAUCAGAUUAUUGUAAAGAAAAAUUCUGAUGCUCUUUUCUCCAAAUGCAUCCGUUUCAAAAAUGACCUUUGGAGAUUUUAUCUGCUGUACUCAAUGAGUGUAUGUUUUGUUUUUUAAGGAAAAAAAAAUAAACUCAAUAAAUAAUAGUUUUCUUAGUGUCACUUUAA